Molecule: messenger RNA, 6666 nt
Organism: Prunus mume (Japanese apricot)
Lineage: Eukaryota; Viridiplantae; Streptophyta; Magnoliopsida; Rosales; Rosaceae
Source: RefSeq, a predicted model, not a curated record
UCUCUAACAUACUUCGUUUACCCUGUGUUUCCAAGUUGUGCUAGCUGUUUGCAAACCUUGGAAUAUUACUUCAUCCAAAUCCCUUGCAGAGAAGAGAAAGAUAUGGCUUUGAUCGGAGAGGCCCUCAUCUCUGCUACCAUCCAGACGUUGUGUGACAAAAUUGCUUCGCCUGAGUUCACCGACUUAUUUCGGCAGAAAAAGCUGGAUGAACAACUCCUCAACAAGCUGAAGACGACGCUGUUGACUUUGUCCGUAGUGCUUAAUGAUGCAGAGGAGAAGCAAAUUGAGGAACCUUUAGUGAGAGACUGGCUUGACAAUCUCAGACAUAAUGUCUUGGCUGCGGAGGACUUACUGGAUGAGAUCGACACUGAAGCUUUGCGAUGCAAGCUGGAAGAAGGUGAAGGUCAAACCCACAAUUUAACCAAGAAGGUACGUGAUUUUUAUCAACGCAUGAAUGUUGAGAUGAAAGAACGUGAUUUUUAUCAACGCAUGAAUGUUGAGAUGAAAGAUUUAUUAGAAAGAUUAGAACAAUUUGUACAAGAGAAAAGUGCUCUUGGUUUGACAGAAGGUGCUGGGAGGAAGGUUUCACAAAGAACAACAACUUCCUUGGUUCAUGAACCUUGUGUCUAUGGUAGAGAUGAAGUCAAAGAAAAUCUAUUGCAAAUUUUGUUAUCUGAUGAUGCAAGCAAGGAUGAUGUGUCUGUCCUCACCAUUGUUGGAAUGGGCGGGGUUGGCAAGACAACCCUUGCUCGACUGCUUUACAACGACGAUCAGGUGAAAGAACAUUUUCCACUUCACGCUUGGGUUUGUGUUUCGGAAGACUAUGAUUCUAAUAGGAUAACUAAAACUCUUCUAGAGUCAGUCACUUCAAAGUCUUCUGAUAAGACAGAUCUAAAUUUGCUUCAAGUUGAAUUAAGAGAACAACUCCAGGGAAAGAAAUUCUUAUUUGUGUUGGAUGACCUAUGGAAUGAGAAAUAUGGUGAUUGGAAACGCCUCCAAACUCCUUUUACUUCUGGGGCAAGGGGAAGUAAAGUCAUUGUAACAACACGGAGCCAACAUGUAGUAUCUGUCCUGCAAAGUGUUCAUGUUCAUCACUUGGAACCCUUGUCGCACAAAGAUUGCUGGUUCUUACUUGCAAAACAUGCAUUUGGAAAUGAAAAUUGCAGUGCUCCAAACUUGGAAGAAAUUGGCAAGCAAAUUGCACGCAAGUGCAAUGGGUUGCCUUUAGCUGCAGAAACACUUGGGGCUUUGUUACGUUGCAAUAUAGAUUCAGAGGAAUGGAAUACAAUACUAAAUAGCAGUAUUUGGGAGCUACCCUUUGAUAAAUGUGACAUUCUUCCGGCUCUUGGGUUGAGUUACCAUUAUCUCUCCUCCCAGUUAAAACGAUGCUUUGUUUAUUGUUCAAUUUUUCCAAAGGAUUAUGAGUUUAAAAAGAAAGAUAUAGUUCAAUUCUGGAUAGCAGAAGGUUUAAUUCCAAAAGCCGAGAACGGAAAGAGCAUAGAAGCGGAAGCUAGAAAAUACUUUGAUGAGCUAUUGGCACGAUCACUAUUUCAAAAGUCAAGCAAAUUCGGUUUCACAAUGCAUGACCUUAUUAAUGACUUGGCCAUGUUCAUGUGUAAGGCAUUUUGCCGUAGGCUGGAAGGGGGGGAAUUACAUGACAUAGAAAAAGUUCGGCAUUUUUCAUAUGCUACGGAAAGAUUUGAUGCAGCUCCAAAAUUUAAGCCAUUAAAUAGGGCUAAGUUUAUGCGGACCUUUCUACCCAUAUCUUUAAAUGGUUUCCCUUCUUAUGUAACUAAAAAGGUUCUACAAGAACUGUUGCCGUCACUAAGAUGUUUACGGGUGUUAUCAUUGUCAGGUUAUCAAAAUGUCACUGUGUUACCUGAUUCUAUUGCAAACCUCAUUCACUUGCGCUACUUGGAUCUUUCCUAUACCCCAAUUGAAAUGUUACCUGGGGUACUUUGCAAUCUCUACAACUUGCAGACAUUACUAUUGUCAAAUUGUUCCUCACUCCUUGAAUUGCCUGCAGACAUUAGAAAAUUGAUUAAUUUACAGAAAUUGACAUUGGGCGGUUGUAGUUCUCUUAAUAAAUUGCCUGCAGGCAUGAAGGAGUUGACUAAUUUGCAUCAUCUUGAUGUCAGUGGAACUAAAAUUGAAGAGAUGCCAGUGCAAAUGGGUAGACUGAAAAGUUUGAGAACAUUGACUGCAUUUGUUGUGGGCAAAUCUACUGGGUCAGGCAUAAGAGAACUGAAGGAGUUCCCGCAACUUCGAGGAAAACUAUCAAUUUUGAAGCUACAAAAUGUAGUUGAUGCGAGGGAUGCACUGCACGUCAAUAUGAAGCACAAGAAAGAUCUCAAGGAGUUAGAGUUUUCAUGGGGUGCGGAGGAUGCUGAUGAUUCCCAAAAGGAGAAAGAUGUACUCGACAAGCUCCAGCCUUGCGUGAAUUUGGAGAAAUUAACCAUCAGAUUCUAUGGUGGAACCAAUUUUCCGAAUUGGUUAGGAGACUCGUCUUUUUCUAACAUACAAGUCGUGCAUCUCAGUGACUGUAGUUAUUGUUGGUCGCUCCCACCAGUUGGACGGCUACCGGCACUCAAAGAGCUCUGUAUAGAAAGAAUGAAGUUUGUGAAGACGAUUGGCGUUGAAUUCUAUGGCAGAAAUGGAGCUUAUGUGACUCAGCCAUUUCGAUCUUUGGAGAAGCUAGAGUUUGGGGAGAUGCCAGAGUGGGAGGAAUGGGUACCAAGUGGAAGUACAAGUGGAGGUGAAUAUGGUCCAGACUUUCCUCAUCUCCAGGAGCUGAUUCUAUACGAGUGUCCGAAGCUGAGAGGAAGUUUGCCUUGUGAGUUGCCUUGCUUGAAGAAGCUUACGGUGUAUGGGUGUGAGGUUUUACAUGAUGGAAGGGCCACUACCGCAACUACCAGUAGUCUUAACUAUAAAUCUCUGGAAGAAUUUAAAAUAAGUGGUGGAUGCCAAGCUCUGUUAUCAUUAUUAGAGACAAAGCUCCUGUCCCGACUUGAGAAUGAAAAUGUUGUUGACGUACAGUGCUUGCCCAACUGCAAUCGUCUUCAACGUUUGACUCUUUCGAAUUGUCCAACGCUGUCAUCGUUUCCCAAAGAUGGCCUACCCAGUACCUUGACAUCACUUACUAUAGAGAAUUGUAGGAGAUUAGAAUUCCUACCUCAUGAGAUGUUGGCCAAAUUAACAUCGCUCGACUCUUUGAGUAUAUUUCAAAGCUGUGAUUCAAUGAGGUCCUUCCCGUUGGGCAUUUCUCCCAAAUUGACGACGCUUAAAAUUUGGGAUUGUGAGAAUCUGGAAUCCCUUUCCAUUGAUGAGAAUCUCAGCCAUCUCAGUUACUUUUUUGUCCAGGGAUGCGCGAAUUUGAAAUUCCUCGAACGCCUUCACACCCUCACAGCCCUUCGAUCUUUGUCGAUAUCGAAUCUUCCGAAUCUGGAGUCAUUUGCAGAAGAUGGGGGUUUGCCUCCCAACCUCCGAUAUUUUUACAUUCGGCAUUGUAAGAGACUGAGGGCUUCAUCAGUGGGAGAGUACUGGGGUUUGCAAGCACUUGUCUCCCUUGAACAAUUUCAUAUCAGUGGAAAUGACCGUGUCAUGGAGACGUUGCUCAAGGAACAGCUGCUCCCUACCACUCUUCACACUCUCAACAUCUCUGAUCUAUCAACUCUGAAAUCUUUGGACGGAAAGGGUCUUGGACACCUCACUUCUCUUCAAACGCUACAAAUUGGCAGCUGUCCAAGUCUGGAAUUCCUGCCAGGAGAGGAACUUCAACACCUCACUUCUCUUCAAACUCUAUACAUUAUUGGCUGUCCCAGUCUCCAAUGCCUGCCAGAAGAGGGUUUGCCGCCAUCUCUUUCUCAUCUGCGUAUCCUCUGGUGUCCUGCCCUGGAGGGAAGGUAUAAUAAUAAGACGGGACAAGAUUGGGCCAAGAUAUCUCACAUUCCUUGCAUCGAGAUAGGCAACGAAGUGAUCAUAUAAUAUGAGCUAUUCCAUAUUUCACUCUCAACCCUCAACUCUCAAAUCAAAGUCAGGUGAGUCUUUUUGCAGGAGGACAUACCUUCUCUUGGCCCUUGGGGAGCUUUUCAAAAUUUGCAAGGUUUCUUUAUGUGGCAUUUCCAGAGGGAGGGUCACAGGGCGGAGAAACAGAAAAGCUUUACCUGGAAUAUCUCAAUUGAUACGUUCCUGCAUAUAGGCAUCAAAUGUACACCAUUUUUAGAAGCCUACUUUUGUCAGAGUCAGUAGAUUCCAGAAUGAAGUCAUUGCCCAGACACAUUGGCACCCUCACAGCCUUUGACAUUUGGGGAUAUAUGAUCUUCAAAAUCUUGUGUCAUUUGCCUCCCAACCUGCAAUAUUUUCAUAUUUUGAAUUGUGACAGACUGAGCCCUUCGGUGGGAGAUUACUGGGGUUUGCAAGGACUUGGUGGCAAUAUCUUGUAGACGUUUGCUCAAUACCACUCUUCACACUCUAUAUAUUAUGGCCUGUCAGUCUAUAAUUCCUGCCAGGAGAGGAACUUGAACGCCUCUCUUCGCUGCAAAGGCUACAUAUUUGUGGGUGUGACAAUAUCCAAUUCCUGCCAGAAGAGCGUUUGCUGCCAUCUCUUUCUUAUCUGUGCAUCGACCAUUGUUUUGCCAUGUAGAAAAGUCUUUUCACAGGACAACAUAUCUUCUCUUGGAGAUAUAUUCAUUUGCAAGGUUUCUUUAUGUGUCAUUUCCAGAGGAGGGUUUACUAUUUAAUAGAAAGGUUCACCUGGAAUAUCGCAACAGACACAUUCCCAAAUAUAGGCAUUGAAUGCACAACAUUUUGAGGAACAGACCAAACAUGUUCAUACGUGGCAUUGCUCAAGUCAUCAUCAUUUGGGACAGAGAAUCAGCCUUCAAAUUUCUGCUGAGUCAAUGAUCCUUUAUUCUAGAUAUCUCAAGUGUAAUGGAAAUUGAUGAGUUACAAAGGAUUUGUAAACAUUUUCUACUGGAGGCUAGAAAUGCUUCUCAUAAGUGGCUGUGUUGCAAUUAUUUUGUAGGAUCAAAGACUCUGCAAAGAGUUUGUUGAUCUUGGGCUAGUGGAGAGAGAGGCGUCAAGUGAUACACAAAAACCAUUUUCUGUGAGCUGAUUUGAUAAAGAGAAAUGGUAUGCUUUCUUGUCUUAAGCGGUGUGUUCUGCAAUUAUUUGAAACAAAGGGUGCCGUGCUUCGAGUUCGAGAAAAUCAGGUAUUUUAGUAUUUUAUUCUUGAGAAAUUUGUUUUAUGUAGAAACUUGAACAUGUAAAUGAGAGAGAAAUUUUUUUUUAUAAAAUAUAUUAUAUAUUGUAUGUGCUGUUAAUGAGUUAAUAUGGUGCUUGGUACUAGUUGGAAAUUUGUGUAGUCAUCUAACUAUGAUCAAAUAAAGAUGAAAGAUAAAAUAAAAUUGAGAGCAUCUUCCUCUCCCCUGCUUUGCUCAUCCCUUGUUCUUCCACUUCAGCCCCACUAUUACACCAUUUUUUCCGCCACAAUUAUAAUAGCUCCAUGAGCAUUAAGUCCUUUUCAAAUUCUGCUAACAUUCAAAAUUGGAAUUUGCUGGUGAUAUAUGAUAGUAUCUUUGUCCGACCAAAAAGAAAAAGAAAAAAAAGUUUAUAGCAUAUUGUACCAUUUUGGCCAGUGUAAGCAAUAUUAUUGCAUCCAACUUUGCAUAUUAACAUCAGUGGCCACAGUUACACGAUUUGAGUGCACAGAAAGGUUUCAAAAGUUGUCCCACAAAGAACAGUCGUUCAAAGUGAAAGAGAGUUUUCAAAGCUUAAUUACAAGUUCAUGUUAUUUACAAUAUCAGACAGCUUUCAUACUUGCUUACAAACCUGUAUUUCCAAGUUCUGCAAACCUUGGAAUAUCACUUCAUCCAAAUCCCCUUCCAAAGCAGGAAAAAAUGGCAGCAUCUUUGAUCAGAGAGGCUCUCAUCUCUGCUUCUAUCGAGGUGUUGUGUUACUUCAGCCGAGUUCAUCGACUUAUUUCGGCAGAAGAAACUCGAUGAACCACUCCUCAUGAACCUGAAGACGACACUGUUGAUUUUGUUCGCGGUGCUCAAUGAUGCAGAGGAGAAGCAAAUUGUGAACCCUGCUGUGAGAGAGUGGAUUAACAGCUCCAGCAUGCUGUCUUUGAUGCAGAGGACUUACUUGAUGAGAUUGACACUGAAGCUUUGCGAUGCAAGCUGGAAGGAACAGACCAAAUAUGUGCACACGUGGCGUCGCUCAAGUCAUCAUCAUUUCAGACAGAAAAUCAGCCUUCAAGUGUCUGCUGAGUCAAUGAACCUUUCUAGAUAUAUCAAGUGCAAUGGAAAUUCAUGAGUUACAAAAAACUGGCAACAUGUUCGGGGCUGGCAAUUCAAUCCCUGAUGAACUUGAGAAGCAAAGCUCCCGUAAGGAAAUUGGUCGAGGUCACGACAGGGAUAAUUGAUGGUGAAAUGGAUGCUAUUUCUUCUUGCAGCCUGUUCUCAAAGUUCUUGUUGGCAAAAGCAAGAGAUGGAGUAUUUUGAUUGGGAGGAGAGAUAAUGACAUGUCUUGACAAUUCUAGAACAGCCCAUCUGAGUUCUUUUGUCAGGCUGCAUCAUUUAAUCCCAGCAAAAAUCCAGUAUUUGCUAAACAAUCACUUAUGGAAAUGGAAUUUGUAAUCCUUUCAAAUUGUACACAUUUUCUUUU